AAGAAGGCGCACACACAGUCCAAGUCGUCGACCCCGCCGGAACGUCACACACGAUGCUGAGCCGAACGAUCCGCCAGGUGGCCUCGCAGGCCAAGCGCCAGGGCGCCCGCAUGGCCUCCACCAAGCGCUCGUCCGUGAGCGGCAAGGGCUCGCUGGACGGCGCCUACAAGCUGUUCAUGAAGAGCACGCCCGUGUACGUGACCACGGUGCUCAUCGCCGCGCUGGUGGUGGAGGGCGUCUACGGCUCGGCCACCAACUACAUCUGGGAGGCCAACAACCGCGGCCGUCUGUACCACCACAUCGACUGGUCCAAGUUCGCUGAGGAGGAAGAAGAGGAGGAGGACGAGGAAGAGGAGGAAGAAGAGGAGGAGGACGCCCACGAGGACGACGAGGACGACGAGUAGACUGAAGGCGUCUCCGAAGUUGGUUUGAGUCUUCUGUCUUCCUGGCCCAUUGCUACGCAAUCCACGGCACUUUUUUAAAGGAGAGUUCGGUUCUUCAGCUGCUGCUCUACGAAGAGAUCGAAAAGGUGAAGGAGGAAGCUUCUUUGAAGUGCCGUGAUUUAGGGGCUGCUGUGCUGUGGCUGCCCUCUUACGUUAAAACUGCCAGAAACACGAAGGAAAAAUACUACG
This is a messenger RNA of Phytophthora sojae, 632 nucleotides long. RefSeq lists its product as hypothetical. Gene Ontology annotation, biological process: mitochondrial electron transport, ubiquinol to cytochrome c. The record is from RefSeq and is a predicted model, not a curated record. The transcript is spliced from 2 exons. Lineage: Eukaryota; Oomycota; Peronosporomycetes; Peronosporales; Peronosporaceae. Bases 54 to 404 code for a protein of 116 amino acids.